This is a messenger RNA of Elaeis guineensis (African oil palm), 3044 nucleotides long. Its product is annotated as beta-galactosidase 15. Gene Ontology annotation, molecular function: hydrolase activity, hydrolyzing O-glycosyl compounds; carbohydrate binding. The record is from RefSeq and is a predicted model, not a curated record. Gene Ontology annotation, biological process: carbohydrate metabolic process. Lineage: Eukaryota; Viridiplantae; Streptophyta; Magnoliopsida; Arecales; Arecaceae.
UUCUCCGAUCUUAUCUUUUUCUCUAUAAAAAUUCCUCUCUCGCUUCCGAUCGGUUCUUCGAAGAAGAGAAGAGCCGAAAGCCGAAGGAUAGAUGUUAGGGUUUCGUAGCGGCCAUGGGCUCUUCGCCGUCGCGGUGGCGGUGCUGCUGGCGGUGGUUUCCGCCGCUUUCUUCGAGCCCUUCAACGUGAGCUACGAUCACCGCGCUCUCCUCAUCGGCGGCAAGCGCCGGAUGCUCAUCUCAGCUGGAAUCCACUACCCUCGAGCCACACCCGAGAUGUGGCCCGGUCUGAUUGCUAAGAGCAAGGAGGGUGGGGCAGAUGUCGUACAAACUUAUGUAUUUUGGAAUGGGCAUGAGCCAACUAGAGGUCAGUAUAACUUUGAAGGAAGAUAUGAUAUUGUGAAGUUUGCGAAGUUGAUUGGAUCCCAAGGGCUAUAUCUUCAUCUCCGUAUUGGUCCUUAUGUCUGUGCUGAAUGGAAUUUUGGGGGUUUUCCAGUUUGGUUACGUGAUAUCCCUGGAAUAGAGUUCCGAACUGACAAUGAACCAUUCAAGGAUGAGAUGCAAAGAUUUGUAAAAAAGAUCAUGGAUCUGAUGAAACAGGAAAUGCUUUUUUCGUGGCAAGGGGGUCCAAUCAUACUAGUGCAGAUUGAAAAUGAAUACGGAAAUAUUGAAGGUCAAUAUGGUCAAGGUGGGAAAGAGUAUGUUCGAUGGGCUGCCAAGAUGGCACUUGGCCUCGACGCUGGAGUUCCCUGGGUCAUGUGCAAGCAAACUGAUGCUCCAGAAAACAUUAUAGAUUCCUGCAAUGCAUUUUAUUGUGAUGGUUUUCGACCGAAUUCUUAUAAGAAGCCAGCAUUUUGGACAGAGGAUUGGAAUGGAUGGUAUGCUUCUUGGGGUGGAAGGCUGCCUCAUAGACCUGUCAGAGAUAAUGCAUUUGCUGUUGCUCGUUUCUUCCAACGUGGGGGAAGCUUUCAAAAUUAUUACAUGUUUUUUGGUGGAACAAAUUUUGGCCGGACAGCUGGAGGUCCCUUCCAAAUAACUAGUUAUGAUUAUGAUGCUCCAAUUGAUGAAUAUGGUCUGCUAACCCAGCCCAAGUGGGGACAUUUAAAGGAUCUGCAUGCUGCUAUAAAGCUUUGUGAACCAGCUCUUGUUGUUGUUGAUGAUUCACCCCAGUAUGUAAAACUAGGAUCAAUGCAAGAGGCACAUAUAUAUUCCAGUGAACGUGUGGAUACAAAUAGAAAUCUCUCAGAAAGCAAAAGCAUUUGCUCAGCAUUCCUUGCAAAUAUUGAUGAACACAAAUCAGCUACAGUGAAAAUCUUUGGUGAAGUUUAUUCACUACCACCCUGGUCUGUGAGCAUAUUACCAGAUUGUAAAAAUGUGGCUUUCAACACUGCCAAGGUAGGGUCUCAGGUUUCAAUCAAAACGGUUGAAUCUGGUUCUCCUAGUUAUUCAAACAUAACAGGACCUGGAGAGUUACUACUUCAUAAUGAAGGUUUUUUUAUCUCAAACACCUGGAUGACUUUGAAAGAAUCAAUUGGUGCAUGGGGUGAUAACAGCUUCACAGCUUAUGGCAUAUUAGAACAUUUAAAUGUGACGAAGGAUACCUCUGAUUAUUUAUGGUAUAUUACCAGAAUAAAUGUUUCUGAUGAGGAUAUUGCAUUUUGGGAGGAAAUGGAUGUUCUUCCAUUGCUUACAAUUGAUAAAACACGCGAUGUGGUUCGAGUAUUUGUAAAUGGUCAGCUCUCAGGCAGUAAAUUUGGCAAUUGGGUUCCACUGAAGCAAUCUCUUCAUUUGGUUCAGGGAUGCAAUGAAUUAGUUUUAUUAUCGGAGACUGUUGGCUUGCAGAAUUAUGGUGCUUUCCUUGAGAAAGAUGGAGCAGGAUUUAGAGGUCAAAUAAAACUGACUGGCUUCAAAAAUGGGGAUAUUGAUCUUUCCAAGUCUCUUUGGACAUAUCAGAUUGGGUUAAAAGGGGAGUUCGCAGAACUAUAUGCUCCAGAGAAACAGAAAAAUGCAGAUUGGACUGACUUGAAUCUUGAUUCUCUACCAUCUGCUUUUACAUGGUACAAGACAACAUUUGAUGCCCCAGAAGGUGAUGAUCCUGUUGCUCUUGAUCUGGGGAGCAUGGGGAAGGGCCAGGCUUGGGUUAAUGGUCAUAGCAUUGGACGAUACUGGUCACUAAUUGCCCCAGAAACUGGAUGUCCUAAAUCUUGUAACUAUCGUGGAGCUUAUAAUGAAAACAAGUGCACAACAAACUGUGGGCUACCUACUCAGAGCUGGUACCAUAUCCCAAGAGCGUGGCUGCAGUCUUCCAACAAUCUUCUUGUCAUCUUUGAGGAGACCGGUGGGAACCCAUUGAAAAUAUCACUGAGGGUGCACUCUACCAAAACAAUCUGUGGAAAAAUGUCUGAGACUCAUUAUCCACCUCUCUCCACCUGGUCCCAUCCAGAUUUUAUCAAUGGAAAGAUUUCAAUCAACCAGGUUGCACCACAAAUGCACCUACAAUGUGAUGAUGGACAUAUGAUCUCUGCAGUAAAAUUUGCAAGCUACGGUACUCCACAUGGUAGCUGCCAAAACUACUCCCUUGGCAAAUGUCAUGCAUCAACUUCAUUGUCUUUGGUGACGAAGGCAUGUCAAGGAAAAAAUAAUUGCACAAUCGAAGUUUCAAACACAAACUUUGGGGACCCAUGUCGAGGCACAGUCAAAGCUUUAGCAGUUGAAGCAGAAUGCACAUCACUGACCGAUACCAAAAUGCUUCUAGGUUCUUGGUAGUAAAAGGAGUACCAGAAAUGCAGGUUGAUGAGGAAGGGUAUGCAUUUGUGAUAUCAUUGCAUUCAUGGAUUGCAUAUUCACCGCUCAGUUUGUUUGAUGGAAAUAUCUGAAUCAGGGUGGAACAUUCUUGUCUCGUAUUCAUCGUGUAUGUAUAUUGACUCGAAACAUGUUUUUCUAGAAAGUACAGGCAUGUCUUUCACGAGGAGGUUGUUAAGAUCACUGUCAUCUAGCCAUUGCAAUUCCCAGUCGGAAGGGAUUCAUAAUAAAGGGCAUUUCUUCA